UUAGGUUGACCCAUGGUAACCAGUAGAAGGUUACGAGUUAAAGAAUUGGAUUAUUUGAUCAUCUGACUACGGGAGAGCUGAAGGAGUUGUGGCGACAGAAGAGCUAAAUAUUGAUACAUUUCGGCCGAUAGUUUUAAUUCUGCGGUUUGGAGUAUCUGCCUCCCUGGAGGGUGGCUCUUCAACGGCACUGUCGGAACCCCGGACCGAGUGAAAGGACGUGCGACUUGAUUUUUUUUUUUGGGAAAAAAAAAAGAUCAAAUUGUUUUGCUGCGCAGGAUGGUUUGAAGCGCACGGUGAUGGGUUGGACUACAGCUUCCACUAGUGGGCUCAAAGAUAAGCUGAUCAUCUGACUAGAGACCUAGCCCAGGGUGGUAGUUUUGUCGCUGCAGUUUGCUUUGCCUUGUGCGCCCGGGUUUGCCAAGAAAUAAGCGGUGCGUUUUGGAAUUGGUAGGAGCAAAGUUACAUCAGACUACAAACGCGCAAAAAAAAAAAUAGCGUGAACCAAAGUUUUUUUUUUUAAAUUGUUAGCGCAGUCUACUCAAAUCUAACGUAGAUGUUUUAAUUAUGUUUUCUGUUUUGUGGACCCGAUUCGAGGAACAUGACAUCUGGUCUAGAAAGUACAGAGAGUGGCUGUUUGAGCCACAUGUCGCUGGAGUUAUAAUUCGUGACGCGGAGUGCGGUCGAAUGAAUUUGUAAUCUUUUUUUUUUUGACAUUUUGAAUAAUAUUUGCCCGUACAUUUUGUGAAAGAUUGUUUGCAUGAAAAUGAUCUAAUUUCGAGUACAACCGUUUUAAAAUUCACUACAUUUGUUUUUCCAAAGACCGUAUAUAUAUAUACGUACAUGACAUCAGGUUGCUUAACAUAACCUUUACGGUGUUUUUUGAUACAUCAUUUAUGUUUUUUAUACAUAUCAAUAGUAGUAACACGUUAUUGAACAUGCUUGAUUGGACGCAUACUUUAUUACCAUUUUCAGGUAUUUAGGGUGCUAGUAAAUCUCGCAUAAAGUUAGGAGAAGCUUUGCGAGUGUGAUUAGGAUCUUUAACUGCGCGAGAAAUGUUAGUUGAGUUGCGUGGCUUUAGUUUCAAGGCUAAAGAGCUGUUUCAGGAGCUGCGAGUGAAUUAAUUUAACUGUUCUUGCCGGGUUUAAACGAAAAGUAAAAGCAAAUAAUUGCUUUGGGGAACUACAAAACGAUAAAAAAAAGGCUGGUAAACAAGGAAGCCGGCAAAAAAAUGGCCGGCGACUGCGCCUACAACAAGCCCUAUGCUAAUGAGGACACUUUCUGUAACAAACAUUUGCUGGAAAAGCAGGAACUUGGAGGGAAUGCGCUUAUCAGUGAUUCCGCAGAGGGGGAAACGGUAUCCUCGCCCUUCUUCGAGGUCAUCGAUGGAGUUUUGUACCGUAAAAAGUUGGAGAAGGGAUACAUUAACUACAGAGAAGUGCUGGACACGGACAGGAGGCGCAAUGCCAUUGCAACUUUUCAUCAGAAGAGGCUGGGGAAGACGCACCACACCCUGGAGGAUACCUACAGAUUUGUGGCAGAAAACUACUGGUGGGAAGGAAUGUUUUGUCACAUCCGAGAAUACGUCCUGGGAUGUGAGGAAUGCAGAGAGAAACAUGAUGGAGGACAUGUCCACCAGCAGCCGGUUUCCAAAACCUUGUCGUCGUACGGGAACGACUUGCUCUGCAAACUGAACGGCCAGCGCGGGGAGGGGCUCUUCUGCGACAUCACCCUGAAGGUGGGGGGGAGGUCCUUCUCUGCCCACAAGGCUGUGCUCGCCGCUGUGAGCGAGUACUUCCAGGAGAUCUUCACCGAGAUGGACUCCACAGCCAGUCCGCAGACCGCGAUCGACCUGACGGGGUACAGUGAGGAGAGCUUUCUGCCCUUGCUGGAGUUCUCCUAUAGCUCCACGCUGUCCCUGAAGCUGGAGAACCUCAUCGAGGUCUCCGCCAUGGCCAGGCACUUUCGGAUGUGGCCGGUCGUGGAAGUGUGCAAAGCCAUCGAGAGAGAGCAGGGACACAUGGGCACGAAAAACAAUUCGGGACUCCAUUGCCAGCGGGAGAGUAUCUCUGGGAGCCCCCCGCCUGCUUCCACAGACGCCUCCGUGUUCAUUUGCAAGAUUGAAGACCCACAGGACGGUGUGGCGCCCUCUGCUGGAAAGGAGGCUCCUUGUCGGAAGCAGGGGAAGAAGGCAAAGGCUGAAGACUGUCUGAAGACGACUCUUGGCUGGCUCGGGGAGUCCAGCAGAAGGGGUCCCGAGGAAAGCCUGGCACCCCAUUUCGAGAACGGUCUCGGGCUGGGAUUGGGUCCGUGCGAGGACCUGAGGGCUGAGGCCGUGUGCAGACCGUCCUGGUGCGCUACUCCUGGUCCAACGGUGCAGGAGGAAUCCUUCCAGAGCAGCUCAAAGAAAAGGCUGAAACUCAUGGAUUUCAAGUCGCCGUCCAAUAAGAGGAAGUCGCCCCGCAGCCUCACUGCUUCCGCGCCAAUGCCCUCGCCUGCUCCCCGGCACCCCAGCAUGACCUUGCGCUCCAUGCCCUUGCAGAGGGUGGAGGGGCCUUUGAAAGAAACGGUGGAGGCUGGGUCUGUCCUUCCUUCUGUGAAGUACAAGCAGAAGCUCCGUUAUUCUCACCCAGCAGAGUGUAGCCAGGAACCGGUGUCCUCUUCCUCCUUGGCCUUCAGUUCCCCAAUUAAAGAGGAGCCCAUAGAGGAAGAGGUGCAGUCGCCAACGACGCUAGAAAAGUACAAGCUCCUCAGCGUGCUGGGCCUGCAGCGCAAAUCCCUGGUAGUCUGCGGCGAGGAGCCCACCGGCUGGAGGCAGAAGAAGAGGCUCAGGAAACUGAAAGUGAGUAGCUAUUCUCUGACUACCAGACGAAAACCGAGAACGGUUCAGCCCAAUUCGGAGGCCCGCCCGGGAGAAGAGCGCCGCGGCGCGUCCAAGCCAACAUCUCUGGGUGAGGCCGGCACGCUUCCAGCCUUUAACUGCACAAAGGCAGAGGGAAGGAGAAGCCUGAGCAUUAAGAAAGCCAUCAAAACGGAGCCCACUGCCGUCAGCAUAGAGGAGCUGGGGCUGAAGAGAGGCGGGUGUGGCCUGACCCCCGACAGAAACACGAGAAGCAGGGCCGCAGCUGUGCAGUCCACGUUGCAGGCAGAACAGAGGGCUGCCCACGGCCUGAGGGAGACGAGGGCUGCCAGGUGCAGGAGUGACUCAACCCCCGCACUUCACACACAGCCUCUCUCAAGACUCCGGUCUGGAAAUGCUCACCUGCAAGGAGGGCUCAAAUACCCAGCAGGGUCUCGGCAGGGAACUGUAACCAGCACUCAGAAACGGCCUUUGAAUUUGGCUCCUAGCCACAUGGAGUCCUUCUUGUCCCUUAAAGUUAAGAAGUCCAUCUCCAGGGGCUGCUCUUUGGAGGUGCUGCCGGGAAGCGUCACAGGGAGCUCUGGUCGGGUGCUCAGGAGUAACAGGCAGUCUGGCACAGGCACGUUUCCCAGCUCUGCCUGCACCGGGCAAAACCUCUCGCUGAAAGCGGAAGUGCAGGAGCUGGAUAACUGUCCGCUUCAGAAAGACUGUGGACGAGCUGGAAGGGAAACCAAGCCCUGGAAUUUGGGUGCCAAAAGCCAAAGCCUUCAGACAGUGGUGUGCAAAACCGAACCCUUUUUUGACCUGGGGAAAAGGAAAAGCAAACCCACACAAAAGCUCCUGGAUGCUGGGUUUUUGUUUAGCUUGUACAGGCCGGGAAACGCCAUACUGAUGUCGAGCAGCGCCAUUAAAAGAGAAAGCACGACGCCCGAAGUGGCCCCCACGAAGCCGGUCUCUCGGAAAAGUACCAAAGAGGAAGGAUGUUCCAGGAGUGGGUUUUCGGAAAUAGCAGGCAGGACGCGAAGGGCAGUCAGAGAAGCGAGGGCCCUGCCUGGCUUUGACGGGCGCCUGCGGGAGGCCAAGGGCACUAGGCCCCAGGCCAAGAGGAGCGCGUCGAGUGAGGCGGGGCUGGCGCAGACCUCCGUCCGCAGAGCAGGGCUGGAGAAUGGGGGCCCGGCGAGGGCGCUGGCCGAGCGUGGGGCGCGACCCGCCGUCGCCAAGGAGGUACCAAAGAACCUGCGCCGGCUGCUGUGGCUCCGGAGCGGCCAGUCCAAGCUGCUGGAGAGCCUCCGGCGGAAACGGCUCAGGAGGCUCCGCGCGGCCAGGAGAGUCCCCGGCAACAUCGCCCCGGUGGUGUCGCACACCUGCCCCGAAUGCAGCGCCUUCUACAAGAACUGCGACACUCUCAUCAUGCACAGAAUCCGCCACAUCGAAGGGAAGCACUGGCCGUGCCCGUUGUGUAACAAAUCCUUCUUCAGGCAGAGGAAUGUACAAAACCACAUCCGAACACACGACCAGAAGCUCUACAAAUGCCGCCUGUGUAUUACGUAGGAAAAGGGGAGGGACUGGAAGUUUCGAGAAAAAGAUGAGUACUGAAGUCUGGAACGUUUCUCUGCAGAAAAUCCCAUCGUUUUUCACCAAAAGAUAUGUAAAUACACGUUGGGCGUUGGAGCAGAGGAUUUUUAGUUAAAACGUAGAUAUAAUUAAUAUUCAGAAGUAUGAUAGUCUCCCUUUUCAUAGGUACAUAGUUAAAUUUAAGCCAAAAUUGUUAAAACUUGAACCAGUUACGUAAGAGUAGGGUAGGAUGUUGAUAAUGUAAAAGAAUAUUUAAAGAUGGUUAUUAAGUGAUAUUUUAAUUAAAUUUUUAAUGCACUUAAUAGUAGCAUUAUUAUAAACCUAAUAAAUCAUGAAAAGAUAUCAAAUUGGUCUUAGUACUGGGUAUACUUGAAAGAAUUGAAGUUUUAUUAAUCUUGCCAGUCAAUCUGUCUUUCACAUCCUUUGUAAUAAUGCUGCAAUUUUUUUUUGCUGCAGUGUUUUAACAGGUUUCUAUAUCGAUGUUACAAUGUGUAUUUAAAAUGAGAACUGUUCUGCCUGAAUGUGACUUUCAAAAUGCAGUGGACAUAAUUUUUGUGACUGAAGUUUGACAGUUUUCGUGUUUUAAAAAGAGGGCAGGUGUUGCCUUUUUAUAUUUAAGAUCUUUUAAAUAUUUAAUGUUUGGAACAUUUAUUGAAUAUUAAAACAUUUUAGAAUUGGAUUUUAAGCCUGGAAAAUUGAAGCUUCUUGUAUCAGACUGUUGCAAAUUUGAAUAAAUUUUGCAUUUUUCACAAUGA
This is a messenger RNA of Lepisosteus oculatus (spotted gar), 5187 nucleotides long. RefSeq lists its product as uncharacterized. The record is from RefSeq and is a predicted model, not a curated record. Gene Ontology annotation, molecular function: DNA-binding transcription factor activity, RNA polymerase II-specific; protein binding. Gene Ontology annotation, cellular component: nucleus. Gene Ontology annotation, biological process: regulation of transcription by RNA polymerase II. NCBI's taxonomy places the organism in Eukaryota, Metazoa, Chordata, Actinopteri, Semionotiformes, Lepisosteidae.